This is a messenger RNA of Eufriesea mexicana, 1977 nucleotides long. Its product is annotated as sodium-independent sulfate anion transporter. Gene Ontology annotation, biological process: transmembrane transport. The record is from RefSeq and is a predicted model, not a curated record. The transcript has 9 exons. Bases 70 to 1977 code for a protein of 635 amino acids. Gene Ontology annotation, cellular component: membrane. NCBI's taxonomy places the organism in Eukaryota, Metazoa, Arthropoda, Insecta, Hymenoptera, Apidae.
CUACUAGUUGCGUUCGAUGGAAGUAUGUUAUCACAUAUGUUGCAUCGUAUAUUCGGUAUAUAAUAUAUAAUGGCUCUUGAAGCAAUAAAUAAAAAAAGAUGGCAGUCGAAAGGCGGACAGUUGAGUAAAUUUGUUAAAAAGCGAAUACCAAUUGUUGGAUGGUUGCCAAAUUACAAUUCUGAAAAAUUUUUAAACGAUGCUAUCGCUGGUAUUACCGUCGGGCUUACUGUUAUGCCGCAAGGACUUGCUUAUGCCACUUUAGCUGGGCUAGAACCUCAGUAUGGUCUUUAUUCUGCAUUUAUGGGAGCUGUGGUAUACAUAAUAUUUGGUUCAUGCAAAGAUAUCACAAUAGGACCCACUGCUCUUAUGGCAUUAAUGACUCAUGAAUAUGUACAGGGUAGAAAUGCGGAUUUUGCAAUAUUACUAGCCUUUUUAUGUGGUUGCUUACAACUACUAAUGGCCUUUUUACGAUUAGGAGUACUUAUAGAUUUUAUUUCAAUACCAGUCACGGUUGGUUUUACUUCUGCAACGUCAGUUAUAAUUGUGGUUUCUCAGCUAAAGGGCCUUUUAGGAUUAAAGAUUUCUUCCCAAGGAUUUUUAGAUACUUUGACAAAAGUAUUACAAAAUAUUCAUCAGACUAGUCCUUGGGAUACUGGGAUGAGUCUUUCUUGUAUUAUAAUUUUGCUAUUGUUUAGGAAAAUGAAAGAUAUAAAAUUAUAUUCGAAUAAUGAGAAACCGACUAAAUAUCAAAGGAUAUUGAUAAAAUUGAUAUGGUUAUUAUCAACAGCUAGAAAUGCUGUUAUAGUUAUAAUUUGUUCUACUAUUGCAUACAAAUUGAAUUCUGUUGAACAUGGUUCUCCAUUCAUUCUUACUGGUCCUGUAAGAUCUGGUCUUCCAUCUUUUGGUUUACCUCCUUUUUCAACUCAAAUAAGAAAUGAGACUUUAAGUUUCACUGUAAUGUGUUCAGAACUGGGAGCAUCUAUAGCAUUAGUACCUAUAAUUGGGGUUCUUGGAAAUGUAGCAAUAGCAAAAGCUUUUGCAAAUGGUGAUAAAGUAGAUGCCACUCAAGAACUAAUUACAUUAGGAAUUUGUAAUGUUCUUGGAUCUUGUGUGAGUGCAAUGCCAGUUACUGGCUCUUUUAGUAGAUCUGCAGUGAAUCAUGCUAGUGGUGUAAAAACACCAAUGGGUGGUUUAUAUACUGGAAUAUUAAUACUGCUGGCACUGAGCCUCCUUACUCCGUACUUCUAUUUUAUACCAAAGGCUUCCUUAUCUGCAGUCAUUAUCUGUGCAGUAAUAUACAUGAUAGAAUAUCAAGUGGUAAAGCUCAUAUGGAAAACUAGCAAAAAGGAUUUGAUUCCAAUGUGUGUUACCUUUUUGUUCUGUUUGAUCAUAGGAGUUGAAUAUGGAAUUUUAUUAGGUGUAGGAACAAAUCUUAUAUUCUUAUUAUAUCCUUCUGCACGUCCUACAAUACAUGUUGACAAGUGUACAACUAUAUCUGGGGCUGACUAUCUGUUAGUGACACCAGGAAACAGUCUUUAUUUCCCAGCCAUAGAUUUUAUUAAAAAAUCCGUCGGCAAUGCCGGUAUAAAACAAGGUUCUAGUCAAGUUCCAGUUGUAGUUGAUUGCAGAUAUAUCUUAGGAACUGACUUCACUGCUGCAAAAGGAAUAGCAACAUUAGUAAGUGAAUUUAACAAUCGGAAACAAGGUCUAUAUUUUUACAAUCCAAGAUCAGAUGUAAUUGCCGUACUUAAGGGAGCUUGUGGAGAGGAGUUUCAAUAUAUUUCUACCCAAGAUGAACUAUCGUACUUAUUAUCGACGCAUCAAGAUAAAACAUCGCAACAACUUUUGGAAAUAACUCGUGACAAAUCGCGUGAACCAUUAAUGUUAGGUAGUCCGGAAAUUAUUCAUCGAAAUGGUCAUUCAUUUCAUGAACUCAGUGAAGUUACAACUACAUUGUUACAUGCUACAGCUAGCUAA